AUGGGGAGCUGGAAGCGCAGCUCCCUCUGCCUCCCAGCGCCCGGCGGCUGCCGGGGAGCCCGUAAAUCACGCCUCGCUGGGCGCCCUCGUCGCCGGCCCGGCUCAGCCCCCCAGACCCAGCUCCAGCUCGACCCCCGGGGAGCCCCGCGGCGGUUUCGCUGGCGACAGAACCAGAGACGCUCCCGCCGGACCCGCCGCCGCCAACGGCCGCCGCUCGCGCCGCCGCCGCGCGCCCGCGGUACCUGCCGCUGCCCAGGGCCGCCGCCCGCCGGCGGGGCCGCCUCCUCCGCGCGCUGCCUCCGCGCGCUGCCCCCGCCGCGCGCCCCAUCCCGGCGCGGCGCUGGGGGCCGGAGCCAGCGCGGGGGCGGCGCGCGCCGCAGGGCCCGCCCCGCACGGCCCCCGCCGCGCCCCGCAGGGACCGGCUCCCGCCCGCCCCUCGCCGCGCUGUCCCGCCGCGCCCGGCCUCGCCCCGCCUCCGCGCCAACACCGCCACCGCGCCAGCACCGCGCCCGCCGCUAUUCGCGGGCAACUUUUCGGUUCCUGCUCCCGCCGCCCGGCCCCGCCGCGGCUCUCACCGCACCCGGCAGCGCGGGCCCCGGCCGGCGGAGCUCGGCGGCAACCGCGCCAUGGCGGGGCGGGGGCGGCACCGCCCCGGCCCCUCCGCGCUGCGUGCGCGGUGCUCCGCGAAACUUGGCCGGUAGUUUUACCCCUCCCAAAGCACCUCGGUAA
This is a messenger RNA of Apus apus (common swift), 729 nucleotides long. Its product is annotated as translation initiation factor IF-2-like. The coding region runs from base 1 to 729 and encodes 242 amino acids. NCBI's taxonomy places the organism in Eukaryota, Metazoa, Chordata, Aves, Apodiformes, Apodidae. The transcript has a single exon. The record is from RefSeq and is a predicted model, not a curated record.